GUGGAUAAGAUACUAAGUAUCUACCCAGAUAAUUAAACAAAGUGGUUACGUUCUAUAAGCAGAAUAAAAUAUUCUGCAAAGUUCAAAGCCAUAUAUUGUUGGGGCGCCACCUACCGAUUGAAAAGCGUGCGUUUGAGUUUUGGUUGGUUGCUUUGGCCGGGUUCGUAGUCAAGGAAACGGGUGUAGCUACAAGACAACAACACUGAUAAGUCAAUCAAUUUUUUAACGAGUUAUAUAAAUCCAAAAAGUUAAUUAAAUUAUUCUUUGUAAUUCCUCACAAAAAUAGUAAGCAUCAAAAAAUCUGUGAGACUGAGACAAUCAUCUGGGCAAUGAGAAUUUUGACAGUUCAUAGUAUGGCUGGCAGACUUUGAGUGCGGCGACGAAGUGCUUGUGGAGUCGUCGCCGCCUGCCUCGCCCGUCAUGGCUGCGCGGCUCGCGGCCCCAGCGCAGGGUUCGACGGCAGGCGCUGGUGGCGGUGGGUCCCCGAGCACAGUUCGCGAGCUCAUCGUCAUACCAGAACUCCCCAACUCUAUACAUCUACAGCACGCCAUUCAGCAGGUGUCGAGUACAGUCGUGGAGGUGAACGGGGACAGCUCGGGACAUUCCAGCCCCACCACAGAAGCUCAGCACGCCUACAUCACUGUCGCUAUGCAGGGCGCGUGGCGGCGCGCCUCGCCGCUCAUCAAGGAGGAGCUCAGUGACCACGAAAGCGAGGGCGGUAACGGAGUCAAUUAUCAUGUGCAGUAUGUGGAGCCCCAGGAAAUCUACACUCAAGGUCAUCAGCCACAGAUGGAGACGCUGCGCACUUACCCUGUGUACGGCGUGACGACGGUGGGCGCGGGCGCCGACGCCAACGCCGACAGCUCCUGGGCCGGCGGAGCCACCGCCGAGUACACCACCUACGGGGUCGUGGUGGCCGGAGAUGAAGCGGAGGCGCCGGCGUCGCCCGCCACGCCCGCGGCCGGCCCGCAAGUGCGUAUGCCGCCCGCUACUGUGCAGUGGCUGCUCGACCACUACGAGACAGCUGAAGGAGUAUCGCUGCCCCGGUCGACGCUUUACUCUCACUAUUUGCGCCACUGCACGGCGCACCGUCUCGACCCGGUGAACGCUGCGUCGUUCGGCAAACUCAUUCGCUCAGUGUUCGUCGGGCUUCGUACGCGUCGUCUCGGCACUCGCGGCAACUCGAAAUACCACUACUACGGUAUACGGGCGAAGGCGAGCGCCAACGACUCGCCGCCCGCGCUUGACUCCAGCGAUGACAAGACCGAUCUCAGUGAGCCGCAGGAGGAUCGGGAUCGUUCCCGGGAGCGGUCGCGCGAGCGCGCGGGCGAUGGCUCGGGCGAAGGCGAGGGCGAGGCGGCGUCACCGCCGGCCGGGCUCGCGGGCAUCGCGCACCGCCAGUACCUGGGCACCGCCGCGCCGCCCUCCCCGCCGCCGCUGCUGCUGCACCACCACCCGCCCGACGUGCCGCUCGUCGCGCCGCUCGCCCUGCGCGACCACCACAGGGCGCACGGAGCGGAGUUCCUGGAGGCGGUUGCGGCGCUGGACACGGGCGCGGUGGAGCGGUCGCGGCGCGCGUUCUGGAGACGCAUGGGCUCCGGGUCGCGCCGCCUGUUGGCGCUGCGAGCCGGCGCCGCCUGGCUGCGCGCCGCCGACCUUCGCCUGCACCAGCAGUGCGUCGACCUGCUGCUUCCCGACGUGCUGCGCCCCAUCCCGCCGCAGCUGACGCAGGCUAUCCGGAACUUCGCCAAGAGUCUAGAAUCGGCGUUAGCAGCAGGCGCGGCUGACGCCCCGCCGGCAGCGGCGCGGGCGCAAGCAGCGGCAGCAGCGGCGUUAGCGGCCGCACUACGGCGCUAUACGUCGCUCAACCACCUGGCGCAGGCCGCGCGCGCCGUGCUCGCCAACCAUCACCAGAUCCAGCAGAUGCUGUCGGAUCUGAAUCGCGUGGAUUUCCGAGUGGUCCGCGAGCAGGCGGCCUGGGCGUGCUCUUGUGGCAGCGCAGCUACUGCGCACCGACUCGAAGCUGACUUCAAGGCGACAUUGGGGCGUGGCGCGACGCUGGAGCAGUGGGCGGCGUGGCUGGAGGGCUGCGUGCGCGCCGCGCUGGCGCCGCACGAGGCCCGCGCCGACUACACCGCGCGCGCGCGCCGCCUGCUGCUCGACUGGUCCUUCUACUCGUCGCUCGUCAUCCGCGAGCUGACGCUCAGGUGAGGGGUGUGUAGUGGGGCAGGGGCCGGGGCUGGAGGGCUGCGUGCGCGCC
This is a messenger RNA of Chilo suppressalis (striped riceborer), 2260 nucleotides long. NCBI's taxonomy places the organism in Eukaryota, Metazoa, Arthropoda, Insecta, Lepidoptera, Crambidae. The record is from the annotation of a GenBank genome assembly.